AUGUCUAACUUCUCACUCAAAUUGUUUUCCAACACAGAGGUAAUCCCGUGUCCCAUCAACGUCUACUUUGUCUUGGACACCUCAGAAUCAGUGUCCUUGCUUGAGCUCCCUCCUGGAGACGUGGUGGAAUUGAUUAAACUGUUCACUUGGGAGUUUGCACUGAGACUCACAGACGGGGCUUACCGAGACGCCGUCCAUCUCUCAUGGACGAUGGGUGGCCUUCAUUUCUCCGACACCAACCAGGUCUUCAGCAAGAUCGCCAGCCGCGACGGCUUCCUUCAGGCCAUAAUCCCGAUCACCUACAUUGGGAGGAGCACGCAUGUGGACUGUGCCCUGGACAACAUGACCAAAGAGAUCCAGAGUCAUCAUCAGCACCAUCCACCGGGGAAGCCGAUGCACUUUGUGGUGGUUGUGACGGAUGGCAUGGAGAACGGCUAUCUCUGCGGUGGGAUGAAGAGGGCAGCCGAACGUGCCAAGGAUCUGGGCUACCAGCUGUUCGCCGUUGGCAUCUCUUCAGUCCGAAAGAAUAAAGAGGGACUGAGGCAGAUCGCCAGCUCUCCUGUGGCGAUGUACAAUGGAAACCUUGUGGCUGUGAAUCUGGCUUCCAGGACAGUUAGCAGGACAACUAUUGAUCGGAUUGUUCAGACAAUGUGUGCCAGACAUAAGUGUGUUGAAAUUGAUGGGGCUCCUGGUCCUAAAGGGGCCAAAGGAAGAAAGGGGGAUAUCGGCCGUCCUGGCAGACCAGGUCCUCAGGGCCCACAAGGAGACGAUGGACCAAAAGGCAUGAGGGGAGAAGUGGGAUUCAAAGGCAGCAAAGGACCAGUUGGAUUCAAAGGAGACAAGGGGCAUUGUGGUCCGCCAGGAUUAAGAGGACCACUAGGGGAACAAGGGUUUCCUGGUGACAAGGGUUCUACUGGAGACCCAGGAGACGAGGGGCCCCAAGGGGACGUUGGAGCCCCAGGACCAAAGGGUAAAUGUGGAUCGCCUGGGGAACCUGGUGAGAGAGGACCUCCUGGAGGCCCUGGCUCUCCCGUGAGUAUUGAGAAUGUGUGCGGAUGCCAAGAAAUGUGGAAGGGGGAGCGGGGGCCGGAAGGUCCUGGGUCCAAUGACUGUGACAUCAUGAGCUACAUUAGAGAGAUCUGUGGUUGCUGUGACUGCAAGAAGAAUUGUGGCGCUCUGGACAUUGUGUUUGUGAUUGACAGCUCAGAGAGCGUGGGGCUCACAAACUUCACCCUGGAGAAACAAUUUAUCUUCCACACCAUCAGCAGGCUGGGUUCCCUGGAGCCGGACCCCUACUCAAAAAAUGGGGUUCGCGUCGGCGUCGUGCAGUUCAGCCACCUGGGAACCUUCGAGGCCAUCCGUCUGGACGACCCCAACAUCGACUCGCUGUGCUCCCUCAGGAAGGCCGUCAAGGACCUGCAGUGGAUCGCCGGCGGGACCUGGAUCCCGUCCGCCCUCGAGUUCACCUACGACACCGUCAUACGCCAGGGCAGGAGGGCGUGGGCCAGGGUGGCGGUGGUGGUCAUCACGGACGGCCUCUACGACCGCAUGGACAAGCCGCACUCCCGCCUGUGGUCCCUCUGCAACGACCCCGGCGUCGAGGUGCUGGCGCUGGGGGUCAGCGACAGCUUUAACGGCAUGCCGUGCAAUUUCACCUUACAGAACAUCACCUGUAGCCUUCCUCAACGCAUAAUGAGCUUCUCCCGCUACACAGACCUACUGGCAGACGAGUUCACCAAGGAGGUCGAGAGCGUGCUCUGUCCAGACCCUGUCACUGUUUGUCCUGACCUUCCAUGUCAACCAGAGAUGGUUGUGGCACCAUGUGCUGACCGGCCAGUAGAACUGGUCUUCCUGGUGGACGGCUCAGAGCGUGUCGGAGAGGAGAACUUUGACCGCGUGCGGAUCUUCGUGGAGACCGUGACACGCAAGGUCCGACUGGCCAGCAGCCACGACGACACGACCCGAGUCCGGCUGGCCGUGAUCCAGUACGGCGGCCACCUUGAGUAUCAGAUGAUCUCGAGUUUUACGCACGAUCGCGCCGAUUUAGCCAGACGUCUGAAAACCAUGCGCUACCUGGACUCUUCCUCCAAUGUCACCUCAGCCAUUUCCUUUGCCACGGAUCACUGCUCCGGACACCCCCAUCCGACUCGGCCAGGAGCUGAGCUGAGUUUUGUGUUCGUCACAGACGGCGUCACGGCAACGCAGGGGCUGCAGGAGGCUCUAGUACUCGUGCGCAAGUUGCAAGUCGUACCUGUGGUUGUGGCUAUGGGCAACGACGUGGACAAAGACGUGGUCCUGCAGUUGGCCUUGAAAGAUCGCUACGCUGUGUUCAAGGGGCCAGAUUACAAACACUUGUCCAAUCCUGACUUUCUUCAGCGUUUCAUUCAGUGGGUGUGUUGAUCUGAGAGGUUUGGAUCAUAAGGCAUACAGGACCAUCUCUCUUCAAAUGGUGCUUGUAUUCGUUUUGAACAAUUUGCUGACAGUUUAUGUCAUCCCAUGCAU
Molecule: messenger RNA, 2502 nt
Organism: Sardina pilchardus (European sardine)
Lineage: Eukaryota; Metazoa; Chordata; Actinopteri; Clupeiformes; Clupeidae
Product: collagen alpha-2(VI) chain-like
Exons: 13
Coding region: 1-2400 (799 amino acids)
Molecular function (GO): extracellular matrix structural constituent conferring tensile strength
Source: RefSeq, a predicted model, not a curated record